Molecule: messenger RNA, 5084 nt
Organism: Anopheles bellator
Lineage: Eukaryota; Metazoa; Arthropoda; Insecta; Diptera; Culicidae
Gene: ninaC
Product: neither inactivation nor afterpotential protein C
Exons: 13
Coding region: 263-4975 (1570 amino acids)
Biological process (GO): protein phosphorylation
Cellular component (GO): myosin complex
Molecular function (GO): cytoskeletal motor activity; protein binding; protein tyrosine kinase activity
Source: RefSeq, a predicted model, not a curated record
UCCGCCGAGCAGCACCAUUGAAGCAAAGUGUUGAGUUCAAUCCUCUGUUCGAAUUAUGGUGAACGUUCAAUAAACGGAGAAAAAUUCGCGAGUUUUACUGUUCUUUGACCGAAUUUAGUGAGAAAAGUGUAGCAAUAUAUUAAACAUCUCAUUGAUAGGCGGACCUUAUUGGGGGGAGAUCAUCGGCUUGCAAUUACAGGCGGCUAGUGCACAGUGUCAUCGCGAAAGUAAUCUCAAAAAUAGUGAACACCCGGGUGUGAGGAUGGCUACGCUGCGCAUCGAAACGUUGCCCGAGCCAGGCAAUCGGUACAUCCUCGCCGAACUGAUCGGCAGUGGAGUGUGCGCCAAGGUGUACCGAGCCACGGACACGCAGGCCGGCAACAAGAAUGUGGCGAUCAAGGUGCAAAAGUUUGCGGGAGAAAUGAAGACGGCCAUCCAGGAGGAGUUUCGUAUAUUGCGCGAUCAUGCGAAGCAUCCGAAUCUGCUCGACUUCUACGGUGUCUACCGGAAGAAGUGCCCGGGCGGGGAGUGUGACGAAAUUUGGUUCGUGCUGGAGUACUGUGACUACGGGCCGGUAGUCGACGUUGUCCGGAGGCUGUUUGUGGGCAAUCGGCGCGCCAAUGAGAUGCAGUUGGCGUACAUUUUGCGUGAAGUGUCCAAGGCGCUGCUGUAUUUGCACGGGAAAAUGCACAUCGUCCACCGGGACGUCCGAGGUAACAAUAUCCUGUUGACGCGCGAUGGGGAGGUUAAGCUGUGCGAUUACGGGUUGGCACGGGACACGAAGUCAACGCUCGGGAAGCGAGGAACCUGUAUCGGAUCGCCCUGCUGGAUGGCACCGGAGGUCGUGACCAGCUCGAAGAGUGAUAAGGACGUGUACGAUAACCGGUCGGAUGUGUGGGCACUGGGCAUAACGGCGAUCGAGCUGGGCGAUGGUAAGCCACCGUUUGCCGAUAUGCACGCCACACGGGCCAUGUUCCAGAUCGUCCGAAAUCCACCGCCGACGCUGUACCGCCAGUCGAACUGGAGCCAGGAGUUUAACGAUUUCAUUGCCGAGUGUCUCGAGAAAAACCCCGACCACCGGCCGUUCGUGAUGGAGAUCGUAGAGCACCCGUUUCUGACGCAGGUCCCCGAGAACGACUACCAUUUGAGUCAGGAGCUUAAAAUGAUGGCGGACUCCGUUCGGCACAUUCAGCUGCCGCGGAAGGAAGAAGUGUCCGUGGAUCGUGGGGUGCUCAAGAUGGAGGACCAGCGCACGGAGAAGCUGCACGUCGAGGAUCUGGCCGCUCUGGAGCAACUAUCGGAGGAGAUGAUUCUGGAGGAAAUUUCCCAACGCUAUCGGAACGGCAAGACGUACACGUUCGUCGGUGACGUACUCGUGUCGCUGAACCCCAACGAAACCAUCCCGGAGUACGUGCGUGGCUUCCACUCGAAGUACAUGUUCAAAUCACGCUCGGAUAGCGAACCACACAUUUUCGCCAUCGCCGACAGCGCCUAUCAGGAUAUGCUGCACCACGAGGAACCCCAGCACAUCAUCCUGGCCGGCGAGAGUUACUCGGGCAAGACGACCAACUUGAAGCUGCUGAUGAAGCAUCUGGGCGUGCUGGGCGAAGGCAAUCCGGGAGUGUAUGAGCGGAUCGUCAACGGCUACAAAGCGCUUUGUGCCCUAACGAACUCCGGCACCCCGAUUAAUCCCAACUCAACCCGCAGUAUCAUGCAAGUCCAGAUGACGUUCGGUUCGAGCGGAAAACUUUCCGGCUGUGUGUUUUGGGUGUAUCUACUCGAAAAGCUGCGCAUUUCCUCCACAAACAUGAAUCACUCGAAUUUCCACAUUUUCUACUACUUCUACGACACGAUGGACGCGGAGGAACGCUUGAAGGACUUCUCGCUGGAACCGGGCCGCAACUAUCGCUAUCUGCGUAUCGCCGAGGCGAUGAGCUCGGACAAGCUGAAGUACUGCCGGGACGAUGUCGAGGGCAAUGUGCGCUCGUUCAAGGAGUUUGAGCAGCAGCUGCUGGCGCUCGAGUUGUCACAGAACAUUCUCGACACGAUCUACCGCACGCUGGCGGCCAUUCUGAUCCUGGGCGAGAUACGUUUCCGCGAGUCGGAAGGCGUGACGGAGCUGGAAGAUUUCGAGGUGGUCGGCAAGAUCGCCCGGCUGUUGCAGCUGGACGAGAAGAAGUUCCAGUGGGCUUUGCUGAACUACUGUGUCAUAGUGCGUGGUUCGGCGGAACGGCGUCGACAUUCGCCCGACGAGGCACGGGAUGCUCGCGAUGUCCUGGCGGCCACCAUCUACUGCCGGCUCGUGGAUUGGAUCACGAACACCAUCAACCAGAAGCUAUCCUUCGGGCGGGCCAUCUAUGGCGAUAAGCACUCCGUAACGGUUACGGACCACUUUGGAUUCGAAUGCUUCCACCGGAAUCACAUCGACCAGUUGGUGGUUAACUCGUUGAACGAACAGAUGCAGUAUCUUUACAAUCAGCGCAUUUUUGUUUUCGAAAUGAUCGAAAUGGAAGAGGAACAAGUUCCGAUGGCGUCGUUGCACUACUACGACAACAAGCUGGCCGUGGACCACAUCCUCACGAAGCCGAAGGGUUUGUUCAGCUACAUCGACGACGCAAGCCGCGGUCGGCACGGUCAGAACUACAUCAUCGACUCGAUCCACUCGCACAAGAGCCCGUUCGUGAAGCGAGCGAGUGGCCACGAGUUUACCGUCGCCCAUUACACGGGCCGGGUGACGUAUGAUGCGCGGGAUAUGGCCGACAAGAACCGUGACUUCAUUCCGCCGGAAAUGGUCGAGACACUGCGGGCGUCGGAGGAACCGAUCAUCAAGAUCAUGUUCUCGAAUCAACUCUCGCGGACCGGCAAUCUGACGAUGGCGGCCGAGGAAGCGCUCGGGGUACCGUCGGAGAAGGCGAACAAGCGGAAGCGCUGGGGUAUGAACACCCUGUCGAAGGGCAUGUACUCGCAGGUGCACAAGCUGCGCACGAUCGCCUGCGUGUUCCGGGCGACCAGCCUGGAGCUGAUCAAGUCCCUGUCGAUCGGUCCGAACAGUGGCGGAACGCACUUUGUGCGGUGCGUCCGGGCGGACCUGGAGUACAAGGAGAAGGGCUACGCGACCGAGAUGAUCCGGCAGCAGGUGCGAGCGAUGGCCGUGCUCGAUACGGCCCGGGCCCGCCAGAAGGGCUUCUCGCACCGGAUCCCGUUCCAGGAGUUUCUCCGCCGGUACCAGUUCCUGGCGUUCGAUUUCGACGAAAACGUGGAGAUGACCCGCGACAACUGCCGACUGUUGUUGAUCCGCCUGAAGCUGGAGGGUUGGGUGAUCGGCAAGACGAAGGUGUUCCUGAAGUACUACAACGUCGAGUAUCUGCAGCGCCUGUACGAGACGCAGGUGAAGAAAAUCGUCAAGAUCCAGUCGAUGAUGCGCGCGUUUCUGGCCAAGCGGACGGUCGCCACGAAGUUGAAGCAGAUCCACCGGGAGUCAGCGGAGGCCAAGGACGAAGCCGCACUGAAGAUUCAGUCCGCGUUCCGGGGUCAUCUAGCGCGGAAGAAGUACCGUCCGCUGAUCAACGAGAGGACCGGUAAGCUGGACGCCGAAACGGCCUCCUUUCUGCAACCGUUCGCGUACCGUUGGCGGAAGAAGUCUAUGUAUCAGGUGUUGCUACACUAUCGUGCAGCUCGUUAUCAGGAUCUGGUCAACGUAUCGCAGCAGGUUCACAUCUACAAUCAGCGUGUUGUGGCCGGGUUCGCCACCAACAGUAACUGCAUCAUGCUGGAGAAGAUCGACCCGAACCAGCGCAAUCCGGCGCUGCUCGGACCGCACAAGCCUGCGGUGUGGAAGCUCCGGUUCCGGUUCGACGAUAUCCCGUUUUUCGACACCACGUUCAUGUGCGACCCGUCGACGGCGUCCUACAUCUACACCGGAAACGACUCGGACGGCGAGGACUGGGACGCCCCGUUGAGGCGCAGGAAAAACCUGUCGUCCGAAAUCACCCAGUCGGCACAGCGUGGCUUGCGGUCGGAGGGCGGUGGACACGCAGAUCACUCCCUGGCCGACGAACCGUUCCACCGGGAUCCGAGUCUACCGAUCAAGAGACUUUCUCCACAUGGAAUAAUGAUGGAACCCAAGAUCGGCAACCGUGCCCGGUCACCGGUCCACUCGCCGGUGACGUCAUCGGUUUACUCGCCCGUACCGUACACACGCCAGACUGUCGACGACAUUCGGAGCAAGUUCAGCGCGGCCAGCCUAGAUGAGGUCGGUGGCGGAGGCUCAACCAAAACGGCCGUCUAUAAGAAGCGUCCGGCACCGAGAGUCCCUCCAUUGCCGGAACCGGAACCACCAGCGAUCGGUGAGUAUCCAGCGAAGGCGGCAAAGAAGCGCCAGGCUCCGCAGCCACAAGCCGGCAGACCGAUCACCCCGACGAAGAUUGAUCCCAUUCGCGAGAUGGAGCUGAUCGGCAAGAAGAACACAGAUGAGAACGAAAAUUCGGACGAUGAGCCACCGUUCAACUUCCAAGGGAUGCUGCGCAAGACCAACUACAACCGGGCGUCGAUGAAGCGCUCCGCCGAUGGGCUAUCGUUCACCAGCACCAGCAUCGACUUCGAGGACACUAACAACAACACUGGCCACAGCUUCUACCCAGCGGCCAGCGGUGAGUUUAGCCGCAAGGAACCAUCGAACUCGAACGUCGUUUACCAGAGCAAACGGAGCACGGAACGACCCAAGUCCUGCCAGGGCACGGAGAACGGUACCAGUGGCACUAGCAGCCGGGACAGUAGCUCCCCGACCGCCCGGAAGCUGUCCCUGGCGCAGGACACCAUCAUGCUGAACGACCAGUACGCCGGAACGUCGCGCAGCCGAUCGGUGACCCCGCAGGACGAGAACCAGAACCCGCUGACGGGCACCGGUGGUGGGUUCAUCGCCGAGGAGAUCGUCCCCGGCAUCAUCGUCGAGGCGGAGUAUGUGGAGGAGUUUUAGGUGGCCCUCCGGCACCCGGCGGUUUCUAUGUAGUAGUGUGUUUCCUAGUGUUUCGUUGGCUUUCCCGUUAAUCCCGAGUGGCCGAGUAAAUAAAGGCAUAUAGACCAUU